Molecule: messenger RNA, 1179 nt
Organism: Salvia hispanica
Lineage: Eukaryota; Viridiplantae; Streptophyta; Magnoliopsida; Lamiales; Lamiaceae
Source: RefSeq, a predicted model, not a curated record
AUGUAUGUUGGUGUGUACGUAGCCGGUCCUCCGAGGACGAAGGAAAUCGAGGGGGACAAAAGCAGCCUCGCGUAUCAGCGAACGGAACGGGAGGCCUUGAGGAAGAGCAUCAACGGACUCCUGAACAAAGUGAACGAGGCGAACAUCAAGAACAUCAUCCCGGAGCUCUUCUCCGAGAAUCUGAUACGAGGCCGGGGGCUCUUCUGCCGAGCAUGCAUCAAGUCUCAGAUGGCGUCUCCAUGCUUCACCGAUGUAUUCGCCGCUCUGGCUUCUGUGGUCAACACAGAGUUCCCUGAAAUAGGACGUCUCCUCGUUGGGAGGAUCGUCCUAGUGCUGAAGAGGGCCUACAAACGCAGCGACAAGCCUCAGCUCGUUGCGGCCCUCAAGUUCAUAGCUCACCUGGUGAAGCAGCAGGUGGUUGAUGAGCUUAUUGCCCUUGAGCUGCUGGAGAAUCCCACCCGUGAUAGUGCUGAGGUUGCUGUUGCCUUUGUUACCAAAUGUGGAUCUUUCCUCGUGCUGCAGGACCAUCACCGUGUUGCAGCCAGCGCACAACCUACUCCCGCUACUAUGCACUUGUUGCCCAGAGGUUGUGUCUCAUCAACAAACUCCAUCAGGACAACUUCCACAAAUGUUUUGCCCUACACUAUUCUACUGUCCACCGUCUCGACACCAUCAAACUAUCCAACCUCGCUAAGUUCUAUGCACAUUUGAUUGCCACCGAUGCCUUGCCCUGGCGUGUUUUGGCCCUCAUAUCCCUCACCGAACAAGACACCACCUCUUCUUCUCGUAUAUUCAUCAAAGUUCUCUUCCUUGAACUGUCCGAACAACUCGGUCUUUCCUUGCUUGAUCAACGUCUCUUGCAACACUCCAUUUUCCCCAAGGACGGCCAUCCCAAAAACACAAGGUUUGCUGUUAACUUCUUCACUUCCAUUGGCCUUGGUGGCCUCACACAACACCUGCGGGACUAUCUCAAUCUCACCAACAAGCCCAAGUCCUUAUCCCGUGUUUCUGGAACCGAAUCCGGCCAUCCCAACAAGAGGAUCAGAAGCAACUAGUGUAGUAUUCAUUUGAUUGACAAUUAUAAACACAGUGUGUUUUUUUUUAAUCACUUUUGCAAUAAAAGUUAUUUUCAAUGCAGAAUCAGUAGCAUUCCAGCAACUUAUGGAUAAGAUAAUCCAA